Lepisosteus oculatus (spotted gar) is the source of this 5414-nucleotide messenger RNA. RefSeq names its product mastermind-like transcriptional coactivator 1 (gene maml1). Gene Ontology annotation, molecular function: transcription coactivator activity. NCBI's taxonomy places the organism in Eukaryota, Metazoa, Chordata, Actinopteri, Semionotiformes, Lepisosteidae. The record is from RefSeq and is a predicted model, not a curated record. Gene Ontology annotation, biological process: positive regulation of transcription of Notch receptor target; Notch signaling pathway. Gene Ontology annotation, cellular component: nuclear speck; nucleoplasm.
AAAAAAGGGGAAAAAAAACUUGUUUCAAAAUGGCGUCGGAAAGCUGCAAGUCCAUUGGAAAACAAUAGAGAUACAGAAGGGAGGAAGAGUUUGUUUGGCAUUCUGUUUCUUAGUGUAAAAAAUACCUUCGGAUAUCAAACAUUGAGGGCUCGGGAUUCCGGUGGGUUUGGGGUGUCUUUUACCCUUUUCUGAUACUCCUACAUUUGUCAAAAUGAAGAGCACGCUUUGUUAUUAUAUAUACUACAUCCGUAGGUAGCCUGCUAGUGGGCAACUAAACGAAAAUAUAAAGAUCAGCGGAUAAGUUCGGGGGGAAAAGUUGCUUUUGUGGUCAAUUGUUUUUUGGAGGGGGGGAUGUAACUUUUUGUGAAGUUCACUUUUCCUGUGUAAAUGUUUGCCUCUUUUAUCAUUCAGCAUGCGAGCGACGUUGUUUAAAAAAUAAUAUUGACUUAACGUUUCAUGCUGCGUUUUAAGUUAGGAUUUUGUCCAUCCGUCCGGUUUUUUCCACGCCAAGGCGACGUCGGGCGGACUUACGUAGAAAGAAGUAUGUAAAGUUAAAAUAACUGCCAGGAGAAUCUUAACUUCUUCGGUGAAGUUAUUUCGGAGAAGAGGUUGCUCUUCGUAUGUUUCUGUGCAGUUGAACUUCUUUGUCGCGAAUGCUGUUUCACGUCACUUUUUCGGAUUCACUUUUAAAAUAGUUUCAGAUAUGCUGUUGUAACCCUCCUGCCUUUUGUUAGGGGUGAAGUUGUGGAAAUUAACGGUUGGUUUUCAGCUACUACAGUAAACCGCCGAGAUUUAACUUCCAAACUUUAUGAAUAUUAUUUAAAGCCUCACUUUCGUCUUUUUUUAAACGCGGUCGUUAUAAUGUAACCUCAUCAAAUGUAAGCUUCGCGUUUGCGAAAUUGCACUAGACCGGUUGUCUGCCUCCGGAAUAUAACUUUAUUAUGUUAUGUAUUAGUGCCAGAUCAUGUUAAAGAUAGCGCUCUGAAUUGCUUUUUGGCAUGCGUUCUCUAUUGUUAUGAUAGUUUAGGGAGCAAGUCGAGAAACAUGGAAAGACGAAGGCAGCGGUAGUGAUGUUUUUGUGAAGGAAAAAAGGGGUGGUGGAAUAACGCCCACGCAUUUUUAGGCGCACCUUCGGAACUGAUUUUAUUUGUAUCCCCCAAUACCUCUGGGAAAUCCGAGCCCCUUGAAUUGUAAUCGAUCAUUUUACAUGCCCGUUGAUGAUGGCGGAUUUCGUGGUGCCGCGGCACAGCGCCGUGAUGGAGCGGCUCAGGCGGCGCAUCGAGCUCUUCAGGCUGCAUCACAGCAGCUGCGAGAGCCGCUACGACAACACGGCGAUGGAGCGGCUGGAGAUCGAGCGCCAGCACACCUUCACCUUGCACCAGCGCUGCCUGCAGACUAAGGCCAAGCGGGCGAGCAAGCACAGACAGGCGCAGCCGGCGUCUGACCAGGCGGGACUCAGGGGGGCUGGCACCGGGGGUAGCAGCACUGAGAUGACGGACGGCGGCCCCGGAGAGCAGAGCCGGAACAGCACUCUGAUUGCGCUCCAAGAAACGGUUAAGAGAAAGCUGGAGAAUGUGGCCUCCCCACUGAAUGGGGACCAGGCUAAUGGUUUUGGAGAUGGGUACUCUGCAGCCAAGAAGCUGUGUAUUGAGGACGCUCUGGUUGGAGUAAAUGGGACAUCCAAUAAGCAUGUCAGAGGUGGGGACAAGCCUAAUGGGAAUCACUCUAUGAAUCUGGACAAAAAUGGUGGCGGUGGUCCUGAAUCUGGUUUGGGGGGGAACCGAGAGUCUGAAAACUGUCUGCGCAUCAAAGAGUUCAAACAGGAGCCCAUGGAUGAUGACCUGCCUGGCAUGCUGCCUCCUGGUGGCUCCAUGUCCAACAACAACCUGUUUCCUGACCUGAACUUAAAUGAGCAGGAGUGGAAGGAGCUCAUGGAGGAGUUUAAUAGGUCAGUGGCAUACGAGGACAUGCAGGACAUCUUCAAUGAGGGAUUUGAAGACCGCAAAGACUCUGAGCUGCCUCCCUCGAGUGCACAGACAUCUGUACCCCAGGACUCUAUCAAUAUCAAGGUGGAGUACUCCCCAGCGCCUACAACCUUCGAGCAUGAUUCACGGACAGGCUCUCCUCAAGUGAGGUCCACAUCCUCAGGACCACCAGUGCACACAAACUCCCCAGCUAGCACAGCCAGAACUGCCUCCUCACCAGCCAUGCCUACUUCUCAACCCCCUGGCCAGCCCCAGAGACAGAUACCCCAAACUGUUAUGCUUCCAGGUCCUUCAACCAAAGACUUGUCCCCUGCUCAGCAGCUUCAACAGUUGGCUGCUCAGCGGAUGCUAAAUCAGCAACAAGCACAGAAACAACAACAACAACAGCAGCAACAACAACAACAACAGCAGCAGCAGCAGCAAGCUCAGAAAUUUCAUCAAUCUAAUCACCAGCCUCCAUGGCCUCAAUCUGCUUCUUCUCAAAGUCCACUUGGGGGGCCUUACGGCAUGGAAAAGCCCACCAGUCCAUCUCUCUACCAGCAGGACUUUUCCAACUCCAAACAACUCAUGGUCCCCAACUUGCCAAACAAGAGUUCUCCCAAAGCUGGAGGUGGAAGCUACCUCCAAGGUGGUGGGCUACCCAACAUGUUGGGCCACCCACCCAACAGCUUGACCCAAAACCCUGUUAGCAGCCAGCCCCCCUUAUUGGACUACAAUAACACUAAACCCUUAUCCCAUUACGAGGUGGACCAAAGCCAGAGGGGGACCCCACCUGCGCCGAACAAACAUGCUAUCCUGUCUCUCCAGCCGCAGCAGAGACAUCUCACAGAGGAGCAGAAACGUCUGAUCAAGCAGAAGACAGGGCUUCCGUUCUGUCACGUGCCGCCGCAGGACCAAACUUCUGCACAGGCUGUUCCACACAUCGCAGGCUCUGUUCCCACUGCUGGCAUGGGGGCCCAGCCACCCACCACUGCCAUGGCAGGUAACCAUGGCAACACGGCCUAUCAUGGCAACCAGGCUGCAGUCAUGAAGCAGCAGCAGCAGCAGCAGAUGCAAUUAAUGGAGCAGCAGAAACAGUACUUUAUGGGACAGCGGCAGCUGAUGGCCGAGCAGGAGAAGCAGAGGCAGCAGCAGGAGCAGCAGCUCAAGAGGCACUUGACAAGACCUCCUCCUCAGUACCAGGACCAGCAGAACCCCUUCCAGACGCAGCAGCAGGUCAACCAGUUUCAAGGAUCCAAUCCAGCCUUGGCUAAUGUGGGGAAUUUAGGGGUUCCAAACAAUGGUGCCCAGCGGAUGUUCCCUCAGACUCAGGGAAUGCUGCCUAUGGGUGUUGGACAGACAGGAGGCCCCUCUUCUGCCCCGUCAGCUGCAAGCCAAAAUGAAAUGGGCAUGCCUGCAUGCAGCGGUCUGGACAGUGUUCAACCAGUAAUGUACAAUAACAUGGGCUCUGGUAUGAAUCAGAUGCAUCCUCACUCGGCUCAGCAGAGUUCGGUAAACAAUGCUCAGUUACAAAGGCAGACAGUGGCAAUGGCCCCAAACAGUACUAUUUCUGGGGCCUACAGGCAGGGCCCAAUGGCAGGCUCUGGGUUGGCGGCUCAGCAGCACCACAAGGGACCUGCUAACCCAGGCUUAAUGAAGCAGCAAAUAGCGAGGAUGCCCAAUAGCAUGAGUGCUCAGCCUCAGUCUUGGCCGCACCAGGGAAUGCAGGGCAUGAACAACCAAACCCCAGGCGGUAAUGGCGGACUGGCAGCCUUUAAUAACCCAGGAUUCCACAUGCCGCCGCGACACCCCAAGAUGCCCAAUCAGCAAUUUGCCCAGGCUGGCUUGGGCGGCAGCCGCCCCAUGCCGGCCAUGAACUCAGCUGUCGCCGGUCAGAUGAUGCCCACUUUGCCGCAGCAAAGGACAAAUCAGCCCCCCCCCCAGCAGCCGCAUCCGCAGCCGCCGCCGCCGCCUCCUCCCCAGCAGCCACAGCAGCAGUCCCAGCCUGUUGUCUCCAAUAUGAGCCAACCUGUGCCAGACCUGACCAACUUCGGACAAGCUCAGAAUCCCCAGUUAGCCAAUCGGGCUAGUCUGCACUGUAGUCAAGGCUACCAGGUUAAUCGGACCACCAAUCAGGAGUUGUCCUUCGGUUAUAAUGCGCAGUCAGGCACUUUAUCAAGUUUCCCGGGUGACGGGGACCUGAUGGACACGCUGCUGAAAAGCCGGACUACACAGGAGUGGAUGGACGAUUUGGACGAGCUGUUAGCAAAUCAUCACUGAGCUGGACAGUGUUUCUUUUUCUAAAGAAAAAGAGGCAUAUAGGCAGGACCAAAAGCCUGUGGUAUUAAAUGUGUUCCCGGGACUGGAAAUAAAUUCUGAAUUAUUUACUACUGAUCCUGUGGGUCAGUAUUAAACCACUGAUUCCAUUAACUAUGCAGGGAUGAACAGUCUUUUUUUGUUGUUUUUGAAGUUGCAUCCCAUUUCUACAUUGCUUUAUAAAAAAGAAUUGUUUGAAAUCAAUUGGGGUAUCAUAAGUGGGCUAUCGGAUUAAAAAAAUAUAAACUUCAGGUCAUUAAUUUGAAAGGUGCAUUAUUUGCUGAAAGAGAACUGCCAAUUUUUUUUCUUCCAAUUUAUUCCACAUCCUGCGUGUGGAAGCCAUUGAAAAUUGAAAAGCUGAUCUUACCCUACCCCUCAUGAAUCUGUAUGUAAUAGUUAACAUACUACAUGUCUAAGCUGGGAUCAGGCUGUCACUUAGGAUAGGUAAAUUAUCAGUACCCCUUUUAUGUGACAAAAAAAGGAAAUCGCCGUAAUAGCUGCAUGCAGUAUUAGCUGUUAAUAACAUCUAUGGCCAUCUUUCACUUUAGAGAACCAUGGAUUUAAUAUGAUGUCCAAGAGGCAGAAAGAAGUAAGCUGAUAUCCACUUGUAUAAGACACAGUGAAACUAUAUAGUUAACACCAGGUUUCUGCCUGUUUUGGGUCUGAGCAUGCCAAGCCAAUACAAGCUAAAAAGGGAGGAAACCCACAUAUAGUUAAAAAUAUAUAUAUUUGUAGCAAACAACCCUGUAUAUUGUCAAAUGGUUUGUGCUUGAUUUUGUAACAUAAUUGCAAGAAUAAGUAAUUGAAAUCAACAGAACAGUUCACAGCUUAUAAAAUUAUAACAAAUAUUCACAACAAGUUCAACACUGGAGAUAGGACAGUUGUCUCUGGCAAAUCUAAAUGCACAAUGGAUCAGAAAUAUCGUCAAACCUGAGGAACCUUUAAGUUUCAGUUGCAUGUGAAGUACUAUUUAGUUUUCUGUGCUACGGAAUCAAGUCUAUAAAAACUUGGUUAUGCAAACCUUUGUGAAUAAGAUAAGAAAUGAGAUCACUUUAAUAGUCAUAUACAAUUUCUUGCAUUAGGAAUUUGUCUUUUUUCGCAUACCCCAGCUUACUCUCCAUGAGACACAGGCAC